CCUAAAUAUUUUAAAGCAAGUUUUUCCGUGCGCGACUUUCAGAGACUUGUUUUGUUUGUCUCGGAACUUGCUCUUUUAAACAAUAAUUAACCAUAUUCACAGUCAUAUUUCUCAAAGACUAAAAGGGGCCCUUUUCUAAGAAAUAGAUCAGAACAUUCGAUGAAAAUAUAAAAUUUGUUACUUUCUGAUUUUAUUCUUUAAAUAGAAAAAUAAAAUAAAAUAAAUUAGAAUUUAAAUUCUAUAAUAGAGAAAUAAUUGGGGAAUAGAGGAAUGACAGGGGAAUAAGAGAUGAAUAGAGGAAUAGUGGAAUUGAGGAAUAGGGAACAGCGGAAUAGAGGAAUAGCGACCGACCGACCGGAAUACAUUUUGAAACGUUCCCUAAGUACAUUAAACAUUUCUCUACAGAAUGAAAAGUGUCUUGGCUCUGAAUGUUGAUUAGGUAUGAAAAUACAGCUGUCGUACAAACAGCUCCAAAAAGGGAUGUGACAAAAAACGGUCAAAAGUAUCACACCGUGACGGUUUUUCUGAUUUUUCUUUGAUUAAUACAGAUUAAUUAGAAUAGUUUCGAACUUAAUAAGCUAUCACAUCUUGUAGAGCAAACAAUUUUCUACAAACUGGUAUACUUGUUGAAUUUUUGCAGUCUUUAAGCACGUUUUUCAGAUAGCUCCAAAAUCGAUUUUUGGGGCUGUUUGUACGACAGCUGUAUUUUCAUACCUAACCAACAUUCAGAGCCAAGACACUUUUCAUUUUGUAGAGAAAUGUUUAAUGUACUUAGUUAUGUAGUUGCAAUUUUAGAUUAGUCUGUAGCUUUACUGCAAUAAUCUUUUGAAAAAGAGCGAAAAAAGGAUACCGUUAGCUGGACAAGCCGGUCCGUUCUCCAAAGGAGAUGAAAGUUUGAUGUUUAUUUUUAUAGAGAGAAUCCUAGGGGAAAACGGACCUCGGAAGUGUUGGUGUUCACAUAACUGAAAUGUGGGAUUUAUAUAGUCUUAAUUUCUUGUUAAGAAUAGGCAAGAAUGUUAAUAGGUAAGACUGUAGAAAUAUAGUCGCGCCAGUGAUUUUGCCAGAACACUUGCUGUAAAGGUCACGGAAGUUUUCACACUUUUUGUUCCACAGGAGCAACGUUGACAAACUUUUUUUCUUACCUUAAAGCACUAUUCUGUUGUUAAGCAUAAACUUAGAAAAACAGUUAAAUUUAUCAGAUGAAAUUUACAUAGCUUAUUUGUCCUCUUAUUUUGCUCUUUACGGGAUCUAACAUUCCAUUUACUACUAACUGAAGCAGUUUUCAAGAUGAAGUGAGAUUAGGGGGUAAAGCGUUCAUUUUUCAAAAAUGAACGCAUUUUUUAUUUCAUAUUUUUCUAGGUUUUUAUGUGAGUACGACUCAAUGUGAUUUGUGCAUGAAAAAAACUGAUUGUGAUAUGUCAGUAGUUUGACACCUUUACGUCAAUAAUAAUAUUAAAUAUAAAACAGAAUUAAAUAUUAUAUGAAGUAAACAUUUGCUUUAUAUUUGCGUUACGAUUCAUUAAAGUACAGAAAAAGGAAGAGUAAAUUAGCACUAAGUAUAUAUGACUAUAUAUGAGCCGGAUUUACUACUUAGUAAUAGUCGUAGUCAGUUUUCUCCUCUACCCACUAAAUUAAAGGUAAAUCUUGAUUCAUGUGCAUGUAAAGGCUAUUGAGUAAUAAAUAACUAAAGCAUACAGAAUUGUUGUUUUUCUACGUCAGUAGAAGAAAAAGGAAUCGAUGAUUUGCAGUGAAUAAAAUGAUAGAAAGAAAAAGAGAAUAGAAGAAAAUCAGAUAGGAUGUCACAAUUUUUCAUCUUUUAAAGAAUAAUAAAUUCUGAAUUCAAGUACGUAAAAACGAGAAAGAACAACAAAAACAGCAAGCAUAUAAGAAAAAAAGCUAUUUUUCAAACUUGCUCAAACUUUUAACGUUGUUUAAGACGUGUUUAGAAUGGCCAAUACAGAUUACACUAAUACAGAAAAAACAGGUGGUGCAGUAAAUCCGCCACAAUAUCAAACAUUUAACCAUUCAGUACAAAAUCCACAACAACAAACGUUUUCACAAAUGCCCCCACCGCACGGAGUUACUGUAGGUCAACCAGUGCCUAUCUACGUUGCACAACAGGUUCCAUUUCUGGGUGAACACUCGGCAUCGAUCACUUGCCCAUCAUGUCAUGCUCAAGUAUUAACACGCGUCGACUACAAGAACGAGUUACAAAAUCAUUUAUGGCAAGAAUAUAAUAAUCUUGGAAUGAAAGAAGGUAUAUGGGCACCACGAUUAUCAAAAUCUUUUGCGAAACAAUAUUAUACAUGUCGCAUGUUGCGCACGUUUUCUUAUCAGAAAUUAAGAAAACAUGCGCAGCAUGAAUACAAAGUCGUUCGAAGCAUCGAACAUCUAAUACGUCAACGAUCGGAUAUUGUUGUACGUCGAACAGAUAAAAGUAGAGUAUUUUAUGUUAGUAAAACAGAUGAAUUUGCAGGUAAAGCAGAAGAAUAUAAGCUAAAAACUGAAGCUUAUGAAGAAAUUACAAAUGGUCGAUUAACGAAACUAGCUCUAACUCAAAAACAAGCUAAUCGAUUAUCUACAAAAUUAAAUAAUUUAGAAUUAGGUCAUUAUUCUGGUUUACCUAAACUGCAUAAACAAUACCCGUUUGAAUGGGAACAAGAUUUAAUUCGACAUCAAGAAAUACAUAAUGGAAUUUAUGGAAGAUAUAUCGAUGAUAUUUUUAUGACAACAAAUCAAACCAUUGAAGAAAUCAAUGUUAAACUUGAAGAAGCAAACUCCAAAAAUAUUAAUAUUAAAAUUAUACCUAUCAUAAAUACAUCUCAUAAGCCGACGACUGAACCUUAUAUUUUGCCGUAUACAUCCGAUCAUCCACAUCAUGUACAUCGUAAUAUUCCAUAUGCAGCAUUAUUAGAUGCUGCUUGCAUUUGUUCACAUGUUCAUGAUUUUAACUCAGAACGUAUUCGUAUUGAUAUGUCGUUAUUAUUGAAUAAUUAUCCCCCCAAUUGUGUUUCUAAACAAUUUAAUCGAUUUUUUAAUUUAAAUGGUGCAAUGCCUGUAUUAAAUCAAUUACAUGAACAAGUUUAUUAUCGUUUACAUCAAAAAUUAUUAUAUCAACUUACACGUCAUGAGAAACAACUUCACAUUAUGAUGCAGGAUCCAGUGAUAAGUCCAGUGGUAUUACAAGAAAAUAUAUGGAACUCAGAAAUGAUGUAUUUUAUACAUGGUGGAAAACAUAUUUUGCAUUUCCCGAAUCCCCAGUUGAAUCUGUUAAGGUUCAACUAG
Messenger RNA from Didymodactylos carnosus, 3285 nucleotides. The record is from the annotation of a GenBank genome assembly. Lineage: Eukaryota; Metazoa; Rotifera; Eurotatoria; Philodinida; Philodinidae.